Molecule: messenger RNA, 1502 nt
Organism: Astyanax mexicanus (Mexican tetra)
Lineage: Eukaryota; Metazoa; Chordata; Actinopteri; Characiformes; Acestrorhamphidae
Exons: 2
Coding region: 129-971 (280 amino acids)
Source: RefSeq, a predicted model, not a curated record
GGGAGGGGCUGCUGGACUCAACUCAUCCCGGACAGUCACGCAGUCAGUAGUCAGUCAGUGAGUCAGUCGAGCGCAGCCCUGGAUCUGUAGUGCUGUGUCUGCAACAUUUGGCAAAAAGAGUGAGAAGAAUGGGAGCAAAGUUGAGUCGGAGAAAGAGUGAAUCUGCUGCAGGAGCAGACGGAGUGGCAGCAGAGUCACCAACCACAGAGCAGCCUGAAACAGCAGAGGUUAUAACUGCGACCGAGAGCGAUGAACAGAAGCCAGAAGCUGGUGAUUCCAAGGGUGAGGCCGAACCCAAGCCCACAGAAGUGAGCCCUGAGGUGGACGAGACACCUAGUGAGCCAGCCACUGAACCUGGACCUCUGGAGACUGUCACACAAGCUGUAGAGAAAAUAGUGAGCGAUGUCAGUGAACAGAUAGCUGGCCCAGUUGAAGAUAUUGUCAACAAGGGUUUGGGAGCCGUGGAGGCCAUGAUGGCAGCAGUCAGUGUGAAGGAUGACCCCACAGAGGAGGUGGCUGCUGCAGCUCCAGCUCCAGCUCCAGAAGCCAAGGAUGAACCCAUGGUAGAUAUUUCAUUCGCGGCUGCACCCAAAAUUGAUUUCUCCAUCCCUGAACCUCCUGAAGAACCAGAACAUUUGCCUUCAGAACAUUCAGCUGUGGAGGAUCUGCUACUGUCGCAGUCUAUCCCAGAGUGCCUACUUCCAGAGCCUGUUCCUACAGCAGUGGUUAAAGACGUUACACUUGAGGCAGAGAAGAACCUAGGCCUUCCCAGUGAGCUCGAAACUCAUGCACCACUUGAGAUUGAGGAAUCAUUGGUGUUCGUGAAACAGGAAGCAGCACCAGUUGAACCUCCUCUGAACUGUGAUAUGGGUGCUGAUCCCACACCUCUGAACUCUGAUCCUUUGGUUGACUUGGGAGACAUGGAGCAGGCGAUGAGCACGGCUGUCAGCACUGUCAUUGACCUUAUAUAAAACACAUGGACAUGCUGUGAGAAAACAACUGCAAAUGGGACAAGCACUUCAGACCUAGACAAGAAUCUAGAUUAUGCUGAAGUGUGCCUAGAUAUAAAAAUGCAACCUUUUCUGCAACCAGCGAUAAUGUAUAAAGAUCCAAAUGUAUUACCUAGAUGUAAUACACAAACCUCCAGCAUAAGCAUCUGCAUCAACCACAAUGAAACAUAAUAAAUAGAUAUUCCAAUUAUAUUCAAACUCAGUAGGUUCUGAAACGUUAACUGAAUUGCUGUAAUAAUAAUAUUAAUAACUUGUCUUUCUAUUCUGAAUGUGUAUGGAUGAAACAGCCUAAAUUGUGGACUGUCACAAGGAGUGACAGAAAAUAAUAUCAUGGGGAGCAAACUGAGAACAUAAAUUGAGACAGACUGUAAAAACCCUCAAAUCCAUGACAGGUUUUCUCUUAAAACUAUAAGAAAAGUAAUGCUUUCUGAUGUUUCAUCUCAAACUAGUUUGAAACCAUUGUAAUAUUUCAUUAAACUUCACAAAACAAAA